Messenger RNA from Entelurus aequoreus (snake pipefish), 7625 nucleotides. It is a transcript of the gene akap6, whose product is annotated as A kinase (PRKA) anchor protein 6. The transcript is spliced from 23 exons. Bases 186 to 6884 code for a protein of 2232 amino acids. Lineage: Eukaryota; Metazoa; Chordata; Actinopteri; Syngnathiformes; Syngnathidae. The record is from RefSeq and is a predicted model, not a curated record.
UGCCGCAUCAUCGCCGUCGCCCGCUAGCUUGUAGCGUUAGCAUCCUCGCCGGACUGUCCCGCCCCAUCUGGCCGUCCUUUCCUGUCCUUUCCUGUCCUUUUCUGUCCUUUCCUGUCCUUUCCUGUCCUUUUCUCUCACUGCGGAAGACGAGAUGAGACUCCGCCCAUAAACGCCAGCCAAUCACCAUGAGCGUCUUGACCCUCUCACCUGUGACCCCCCAGCCGCCCUCCCCCAUGUUGACUUCUACCACCCCCACCCUGGACCCCCACACCCCCACAUUGGACCGGGAGGGCGGGUCCUCCUCGUGUGGCGAGUGGACCGCAACAGGCUCCGCCCACAGGCCCAACAAGCCGCCGCCCCUCCACUCGGGCGCCGACUGGAAGGUGGUGCUUCACCUGCCUGACAUCCACACGUGGCUGCGAGCGACCGCCAGCAGAGUCACACACCUGUCACACUCUGUGGGCCAAGAUGGCGACAACAGACACGUGGACGCACACCUGCUGCAGCUCAAGGACAUCUGCGAGGACAUCUCGGACCAUGUGGAGCAGAUCCACGCUCUGCUGGAGACCGAGUUCUCCCUCAAGCUUCUGUCCUACUCUGUCAACAUCAUAGUCGACAUCAGGACGGUCCAGCUGCUGUGGCACCAGCUGAGGGUCUCGGUUCUGGUUCUGAAGGAGAGACUCCUGCAGGGUCUGCAGGACCCUAACGGAAACUUCACCAGGCAGACUGAUAUCCUGCAGGCGUUCAGCCCAGACCAGCAUCAGCCUCGUCGUCUGGACGCCUUGACAGAGGUAGACGACUGCGGUCAGCUGACCAUCCGCUGCAGUCAGGACUACUUGUCUCUGGACUGCGGCAUCACUGCCUUUGAGCUGAGCGACUACAGCCCGGGGGAGGAGCCUGAGGUCAGAGACACGUGCCUGGAGCUAGAUCAGGUCCAGGAUGUGGACCAGAAAGCAGAUUUAGAGAAGGUUGACGAAUCCAAACUAGCAAAACACGACCUGCAAAACUGUUUAGCUGAACUAAACGAGGCCGCAAAGCAGUCUCUGUCCUGUCAGAACCACAACACGGAGCCGUCGAUCCCAAAGACAGUCGAUCUGGUCUCAGACCAGGUUCAGAAGACCAGAGCAGGUGCGAGAAGUGUUAGUCCAGUCACUGAGUGUCAUAGUCGAAGCACCUCAAAUCUUAUUGAUCCUCCAGACCGCUCCAAGUUCUGGUUGGAGCUGGGCUCAGUUUGUCCAGAAGACAGUUCUCAGUGCCCUGAGAACCUGCAGGUCAUGAACGGUCACAGCAUUCAGAGACGUCACAUGAGACCACAGACGGACCACGGGAGUUCUUUUGGAGGAGACAUUGCCCCACCUCCACAAGAAGUUGCAUCUGAGACAUAUGACCACAGCGAGGUUGACUCCGACUCCUCGCCCCCGUCCCCCAUGAGGGAGCAGGUCCUGUCCUCAGACUUGGAGGCAAGUGGGGAGGACUCUGACCAUAGACCUUCUGGCAAGAUGGCGGACUGGAUGGUGAAGGCCAAAGAACAUAAAGGGGGUUUAUCAGAAACCAGUCCAGACCGAGAGCACUGGUUUGGCUCAGAGGAGUUCUUGGCACUUCCAGCUCAGCUCCACAAGAGCGACAUGCUGGUCGUCAAUCUGGAGAGUCUGGCCCACACACUGAGGUCCGCCGACGAGGAAGUUACCCACGAGGCCUUGCAGGAUGUGGACGACUGGGAUCUGACGGAGCUCAGCAUGGACUGGGACUCUCCUGAGAGUGCGGAUGAUGUCCCUUCUCUGUUACUCCGUCCAAACGGUUGCAACCACCUGGGCCGCUAUAGCCCCGCCUCCUCCAGCGACAUCGCGCCUUCGUUGGACGACAGCAUCGAGUCCGGCCCGCUGAGCGAGCUGCAGUCCGAGGGGGAGGACGGCCGAAGGUCUGCCGACCGCCGCCUGCAACCUGGCACGUCCCCCCUGGACAGACUCGGCGGUGCGUCUCUGGUGCGACGGCUGCUGGAGGACGUUCACCGGGACCAAGACUCGGAUGUGUGGAACAAGAUCGAGAAGUUUGUGCAGCAGCUGGACCACUUCAUCUCCUGGCUGCAGGGGGCGCUGCUCAGCACCGACAACUGGACUCAGCCCCGGCAAGACCUGGACCGCCUCACAGUCUACCUGGACACACACCUGACGUUCAAACUAAACGUGGACAGUCAUGGUGCCCUCAAAGACCGCAUCAUGGAGGACGGCACAGCGCUGCUCGCCACCAUUCCUGCCCACCAAUCGGGGCUACGGGAGAUCCUCGACAUGGUCUCCAGCCAAUGGGAGCAGCUCCAGCUCCAGAUCCGCCGCCAACACGGCUGGAUGCUCCACGCCGUCCGCGGCGUCCGGACCCGUCUGCUCCAACCCGACCAAUCAGGAGAGACCCCGGGGGAGCUGACAGCCAAUCGGCAGGCGCCGUUUCCAACAGACCAACUGCAGGCCGAGCUGAUGUCCAGUCGGCGAGACGUCCAGAAGGCAGCACUGGACCAGAUGGCGGCCAAGCUGAGCAGCCCGCACUACACCCCGUCCUCCGACAGGAGGUGCUGCAGCCAGCCAGUCCACAGCAGCAGCGUGCAGGACUUGGAGGCGGAGUUCCAGGAGCUGUGGGAGUGGCUGAUGGACAUGGUCGCCAUGGUGACGGACAGCCAGCAGCUGAUGAUGUCAGAGGAGCAGAGAGAGCACCUCUUCAAGAGCAGCCAGAGUGACCUGCAGGUGAUGGAGAAGAAGAAGAAGUUCCUGCAGGAAGAAGCAGAGUCUCUGAAGAGGAGGAAGACCACUCAGUUGCCCUCCAACUUCCUGCAACACUUCCACACUCUCACACACACCUGGACACAGCUGGAGAACAUUCUCUCCGGUCACUCCGGGUCCGGCCAGCCGCAGAGCCGACGCCCCCCCGCCGAUGAAGUGGGCGGGGCUGCGCGGGCGGCCAUGUUGGAGCAGCUGCAGGCGCGCAUCAAGGAGCUGAAGGCGUGGCUGCGACACACCGAGCUCCUCAUCUUCAACUCCUGCCUCCGCCGGGACACGGCCGCCUCCGCACAGCUGGCCAGCUUCAAGUCUUUGUGUUCGGACGUGCGAUCUCGGCGAAGAGGAGUCUCCUCCGUCCUCAAACUUUGCCAGAAGCUUCUCCAGCAGGACCAGUCGGGCCCGGCGGCGGAGGCGGGCCCCGAGGCGGAGCAGCACCGCCAGGCCCUGCAGCUGCUGUCAAUCAACCUGGAGAGGCGGUGGGAGGCCAUCGUCAUGCAGACCCUGCAGUGGCACACCCGACUCAGGAAGGAGCUGGGCCAGGAGCAGGUCCCAGGCAACCUGCUGGAGCCGGGACUGGUCGAUCUCCACCAGCUAGUCCCAGUCCAAGCCCCCGUGCUGGCACCGGCUCCUGAUGACUCGUGGGAAUGGGAUGAGACAGACAUGACAAUCGCAGAACCCCAAGAAGGGCCAGAACCCGACCUCACGCACAACCUUCCAAUUUCAGACAACCUCCUGACAAGCCAGAACCCUGAGAUGACAUCCCAGAUGGUUCCUCCAGACAACAAGCCCAUCUACCAGGUUUAUAGCCUCCACAAGGUCGAGUUCUACAGGACUCCAGAACGUCCUCGAGCGUCCUCCAAGGAGGGCGAGAGCAAGCAGCAUAUUUUCCAGAAGAGUUUGAGCAAGGACUCCACGUUCUCCUCCAUGGAGUCUCUGCCGGACCUCCUGGGUGGGCUGAUGCUCAGCGAUCGAAGGGGAAAGAGGCUCGUGGAGUCCCAGGGGGAGGGAGGCAGGGCAAGCGGCCACUCGUCCUGCAGUCGUCCAUCAGAGAGUGAAAGUGGGAUUGUCAGCGAUGGAGGAGACACUGAGACCGUUACCACCAACUAUAGAAUCCUGGGAUAUGAGGAGGAGGAAGUGGAUGAGGAGGAAGAUGAAGAGGAGGAUGUUACUGUUCUGCUAAACAUAGACGACCAAAAAGACAGCAGAAGCCAGAGAACCACAGAAGAAGAAAGGAAAGUCAGCCAUAGGACAGGAGGAAGUGAAGCAGUUGAGAUCCUGAUUGACAAAGAAUCAACUGACCCCGUCAAGCCCCUCCUGAGUCACAGCAGUUGGUAUACGCCUCCUGCCAACCACCACCUGACAUCCAGUCCUGUUUUAUCUCAGGGCUCUUCCCUGGAGUCCCUUCUGGCUCUGGGCUUGGAUCUGUUCCCCUCCAAAGAACAUCUUCAGCGCAGCGCCUCUCUGGAGAGCGGUCUGGCUACGUGUCACAGUCUGGAAGGUGACACCUGCGCCAGUCUCGCCAGCCUAGUGGAGCUGGACCUGGGUCAGAUGAGGGAGUCCGGCCGUGAUGACGACUAUGGCAGCACGGAAGACCAGAGGUUUUGUGAAGGAGCUCAAGGAGAGCUGAGCAGAAGAACACUUGACCUCCUGAAGCGUCUGGAGAACAUCCAAAGUCCUCUAGUUGCCAACAUGACUCGUAGCGUGUCUGAUAUGACACUUCGAAGUAGCUCUCCACUUCGUCGUCGACUUGUAGCUUCUUCCCUUGGAGGCCGACGUGCGGCACUGUCACGAAGUUUACGCCAUGCUCCAACGCCCCUCAUCAACGAGAACUCAGCGUCGCUAACAGAGCUGAGCAGCGCUGAAGACUCCUCCCUGGCUUCUGAAGACCUUACCGUGCUCCCUAGCAAGAGGAACCUCUCCCUUGAUCAGGCCUUGGUGGCGGGUAACAAGCACGGCUCCUUUAGAAGGUGCUGCAAGAGGAGCAGCCAGAGAGAGGAGGCGGACGCGCUCAGCUUGAGCAUGGUGGUCAAUGUGUCUUGCACCUCCACGUGCACUGACGAUGAGGACGACAGCGACCUCUUGUCCUCCUCCACCCUCACCUUGACGGAGGAAGAACUGGGUGUGCAGGAUGGCGAGGAGGUGGAGAUGGAGCGCUUGACCCCUGGCUCAUCUGGAAACGAGGAGGACGAGGAUGAGGACGCGAUGGAUGACUCCUACUUGGAGUACAUGAAGAAGGAGCUGAAGGGUUGGACCCGACCUGCUCGCAUCUCUUCUUUGUCCUCCUCGAAGACUGAGGAGGGCCUUUCGGAUGAACUCCAGUGUGGGAGUAACCCAUUCCUCUCCGCCGUGGAGCGCCACCACCUAAACUCUAGCAACCAAAAGGGAGGAGAUGAUCAGGAGGCUCAGGAGAACCUCGGGAACACUCCAAGGAGCUUCAUCAGCCACUUUGUGGAUGAUCUGGAAAACGGGAAUGUAGAGCAGAGCUGUUUAGGCGGGAAAGACCAAGAUGACCAGCUACUCCGAGAGGAGUCCAGCGUGUUCACAAAGAGAGGAGAACCCCACAGGGAGUCCUGCUCCUUCUCGAAAGCCCAAGAAGAUGUUGGUGUCUUCAUCCCCACGGAUUGCACAAACCCACUCCCUUCUUCUCCGUCUUGCGAGCUCCUCCCACUCACACCGGCCUCUUCAUUGGUAGGACAGCUGAGUGGGGAGUUACCCUGCCAGAGCUCCACCCCCUCACCCCUGACGCCAUCGCGUGAGAAAGCUGGCGCUCGGAAGGCCAUCACCAUCCAGGAGAAGUUCAAGUUCUCCUCUCUGGUUAUGGAAAAGAGCAGGAGAGAAGUUCGCGACAAACAUUCCUGCCUCCCUCCCAGGAAAUGGAAAAGUUCUCAUUCCUCUUGUUGCCACCACCUGGCCUUGGACUCACCUUCCUCACUUUCCUCACCCUCCACACCCUCCUCAGCCUCCUCACCUUCCUCACCCCAGCCAGGUGGGAGGGAGGCCGUUCACGACUUUGUCAUGGAGAUCCUGGACAUGGCCAGGAGGGGCCAAGACCCCGAGUGCGGUCCUCCUUCCUUAGCACACCUCCGAGACAAGGUGGAGCAGCACUCCCACCAGCCUCUCCAUCUACGUACCGGAGACUUCUACUCCUACUUGUCCAUCUCCUCGCACGACAGCGACUGCGGCGAGAUCACCCAGCGCUCCGAGGAGAAGAGCGUCGCGCCGGCGCCUUACGUCAUCCCCGCCUGCCGAGACGCCGACCCCGGGCUCCCGACUCCGUCCCCGGGUCUCCCCGACAACCGGCUUGACCUGAAGUCAUUCGACGGUCCCGCACCGAGCCCCGGCCCUUCUGCCCCGCCCAGCCCAGACAUCCGGGACGAAGAGACCCUCUUUCCAGCCUGCACGGAGGAGGUCUACCUGGGUCCGCCACUCUGCUACAGCAUGCCUCCCACCAGGAAAACACCGAAGGGGUUCUGCCCGGAGUCAGGCUCCGGUCCGGAGGGUGUAGUCCCUUCCGUCCCCGAGCCGCUUUACACCUCAUUCUCCGUCGGCGCCUCCUCUCUGGAGAGGCCCGCUGAGGUUUCCCGGUCUGGUUCUGGUGAGGACCCGCACCUCCUCUGUGAUGUCGCCGGCGGUGCGGGUGAGCGGCGGCGGGGGGAGACGAGCCCUAAUGAGGCUCCUCCUUAUCUCCAUCCCCUGAUAGACUCGCCCUCGGCAGCACGCACUAAAGCGCUUGAAUCCAAUAUUGGCGCCGUAAUGACCAAGAUAAGUGUCGGCGGCGCAGCUACAAAUCCCUCAAAAGAGCCGGCCGCUGCCGCCGCCGCCGCGCGUAUUAAUCCCAAAAUGAACUGCCGGCCGAUGAAAGAGGCUGAUAGAGCGGCGGGGGGGAGGCCAGACGAGGCGCACGCUCGCGGCGCCAAGCAGCCGGAGGCGACGGCGAGAGGACGGCGAGGCUCCCGACAGGAAGCCAAGAUGACGACCACGACAGCGGCCAAGCAGCCCAGCGCUGUCACUCCAAUUACCAGGGGGCGGAGCCAAAUACCCAUUAGACCGCCCACCUCCAGGAUGGGGCCAAUCAGAACUGGACCUGCAGGAGGCGGAACCAUCCCAGUCCAGCAGUGACACACACACACACACACACACACACACACACACACACACACACACACACACACACACACACACAACCAUUAAUGAAGAAGUACGUCAGUGAAAGAGAAGAUUGAAGAACAGAGAAAGUGUGCGGACUGGAAUGUAACCACGUGACCAUGUGACCACGUGACCAUGUGACCACGUGACCAUGUGACCAUGUAACCACGUGACCAUGUGACCACGUGACCACGUGACCAUGUGACCAUGUAACCACGUGACCAUGUGACCACGUGACCACGUGACCAUGUGACCAUGUGACCAUGUAACCACGUGACCAUGUGACCACGUGACCAUGUGACCACGUGACCAUGUGACCACGUGACCAUGUGACCAUGUGACCACGUGACCAUGUGACCACGUGACCAUGUGACCAGGUGAGGUGGAUGAGGCGAGAGAAAGAGUAAGUUAGACGAUAAGAGGAGACAAAAAAAUAAAUGGCGUUCUAUCUAUGCAACGUGACCAAAUGUUGCGUUUUGUUUGUUUGUUUGUGGUGAAAGUGAUGUUGGGACAACAAGUGUGCCUUGUGUACUUCGUGGGAGCCGGAAUGUUCCGUGUGUGUGUGUGUGUGUUUGCCGCCUAGCGUUAGCGUGCCGAGGUGGCCUGCAUGAUGCCUGCUGAUCCACACUUCUCUCAUCUUUGCUAACGCUAGUGUUCCCCCUUCACUCGCCAUGCUAAGCUAGGCUAACGCUCAAUAAAAAGAUGAAAUCCUCA